Molecule: messenger RNA, 456 nt
Organism: Phytophthora infestans T30-4
Lineage: Eukaryota; Oomycota; Peronosporomycetes; Peronosporales; Peronosporaceae
Exons: 4
Coding region: 1-456 (151 amino acids)
Molecular function (GO): catalytic activity
Source: RefSeq, a predicted model, not a curated record
AUGUGGGGCGUCCGGGCCUGCACGUUCUGCUGCGAGACGCUCCGGGCGAGAAAUCACAUCGUCUAUGAGGAUGCCAAAGUCAUUGCCAUGCUGGACCACAACCCACGAGCCAAGAAACACGUACUGGUGAUCCCACAUGAACACAUUCCAUCCGUAGACGACCUCACGCCGGUCCACUACGACCUAUUGGAGCAUAUGCUUUUAACAGGACAAGAGAUUUUAGCAAAAGACGGCUUCGUGGACAAAGAGAGCUGCCGAUUUGGCUUCCAUCGCUCGCCGUUUGCGUCUGUGCCACAUCUGCACAUGCAUUGUCUGGGACUGCCAUUCCUUCCAUCGUGGAAUCGCUUGCGGUACACAGAGUCGAUGCUACCAUCGUACAUAAGCGCUGAAAGCGCCCUCGCUGCCCUUAAACAUCAGAGAGAUACACUAGACACCACCCGCUCCUCCGAAGACUGA